Molecule: messenger RNA, 1680 nt
Organism: Colletotrichum chrysophilum
Lineage: Eukaryota; Fungi; Ascomycota; Sordariomycetes; Glomerellales; Glomerellaceae
Exons: 3
Coding region: 1-1680 (559 amino acids)
Molecular function (GO): flavin adenine dinucleotide binding; oxidoreductase activity, acting on CH-OH group of donors
Source: RefSeq, a predicted model, not a curated record
AUGCUUCCCACGGAAGUCUGGGACUACGUCGUCGUCGGCGGUGGCCUCGCCGGCACCGUCGUCUCCAGCCGAUUGCUUGCGUUGAAUAGCUCAGCCAAAAUUCUCGUCAUCGAGGCUGGCCAGAGUGCGGCUGGUCGUUCAGACAUCCUCUAUGUCAACUCUACCAACCUGAUCCAGGGCGACUUUGACUGGAACGACUACUCCAUACCGCAGCCGCAGCUCGACAACCGCACCAUCCAAAUGGCUGCCGGCAAAGGCCUCGGCGGUGGUUCCCUUAUCAAUACCUGCAAGUAUUCCUAUUCGAGCGGAUGGAUGCGUGGUGCUCGAGUCGACUACGACGAGUGGGCCGAACUAGUGAACGAUUCUCGCUGGAGCUAUGAAAGCCAGCUGCCGUACUUCAAACGGACUGAAGAGUACUGGACAAGAGACGUCAAUUCCGAACAGCACGGCAACGAAGGACCCUUGAAGAUUGAGGUUCCAUCAGUCACUGGUCGUGUGUACCCUCUCCGGGACGCCGUUCUUGACUCGUAUGCGUCUGUUGGAAUCGAGGCUUUGCCAGGACUGGAUGCCAACGGAGGCUCCAACAUCGGCGUUGGUGAGAUUUCUGAGAAUCGCCGUGACGGUGUCCGCCAGAUUACUCCCGAAUACUAUUCGCUAGACGGCGCAACCAUCAUGACAGGCACUUUGGUAGAGAAGGUCCUCAUUGAUGAGGACGACUUGGGCAAUCUUGUUGCAACAGGUGUUCGCCUUGCAAAUGGUACCGAGAUCCGUGGCAAGCAAGUCAUCGCUGCUGCGGGUGCCUAUCGCACACCCCAGCUGCUCAUGCUCUCUGGUAUCGGCCCAUCUGACGUUUUGCAACAACAUGGCAUUGAGCAAAGGGUUGAUUUGCCGGAGGUUGGGAGGAACUUUGCUGACCAUCCCUUCUUCAUUGCUAAUUGGAGGCUCGCCCCGGAGUAUCGCAACACCACCGUUGACUCUGGCAACCCAUUGUUCUUCAAGCCGGAAUAUGGCCUCGGACAGCCAAACAACUUUGUUGCCUCGUUUAAUGUCGAAGAUAAGACUGGCCUAAUUGAGGUGAUCAGCAGUGAGGAAGGCAAGGAGCCAGAUGCCGAAACGCACCCUCUGCUCAAGAACGAGAGAACUCUCAUGGAGGCUUUCGUGCUGUAUGUCAACACCAACCCCAGUCUGCCGUCGAACUACACCUACUUGACAACCGCCAACGUUGGGCUCCUGCCUACCUCCCGCGGUUCCGUCACCAUCGCCUCUCGCAACCCAGAAACGCCUCCUCUGAUCGACCCCAACUUCUUCGCUUCCGAGGUUGAUCGCUUCGUAUGGCGCGACUCGAUUCGCCGCAUGAUCCGCAUGAUGAUUGGCGGCGAAUCGACUCUUAGCCGUGGGAUCGUCGAAGCCGAAGCGCCGCCCGCCGAAUUGAAAGCUCUCACGGUGGAUUCUACCGAUGAGGAGAUUGAAGCACGUAUUCGCGCGGUAGUUAUCGGCACCUACCAUCCUAUGGGAACGUGUGCCAUGGGCAAAGUUGUCGAAAGUGACUUGCGGGUGAAAGGGGUCGCCAACCUGAGCGUUGUGGACGCUUCUGUGUUUCCGACCAUCAUUACGGCUCACAUUCAGGCAGCGGUGUACGCUCUUGCCGAACAAGCGGCAGAAAUCAUAGCCUUUUCAUAG